Messenger RNA from Lottia gigantea (owl limpet), 756 nucleotides. RefSeq lists its product as hypothetical. The record is from RefSeq and is a predicted model, not a curated record. Bases 1 to 756 code for a protein of 251 amino acids. The transcript has 4 exons. NCBI's taxonomy places the organism in Eukaryota, Metazoa, Mollusca, Gastropoda, Lottiidae.
AUGUGGUUUGGAUGGUACAAGCUCACGAAUGGUAGAUACAUUUCUUCAACGGGUGUUGAGAGAUUAGACACCCAAUAUAGAAAUCCUCCUAAUGAAAACGACCUUUGCUUUACUUAUGAAAAUAGACAGAUCAAUCUUUACACGUGUGAAAAACAGCAUCUCCGCGGUCUGUGUUUUAAACCAAUUGACGUCAGCAAGUGCCUUGGUCAAAAGAUAAAUGGAAACUGCUAUUGGUUGUCAACAGAUGAAUUCAAGAAAGAUCUUGAGGCCCAAUCAGCAUGCGAGAAUGGUUAUGGAGUUUUAGCUGAUUUUGGGAAAAGCCAGGAAAAUGAUACAUGGGCAGAACUUUUAUAUCAUUUUAAUUAUAAAAUGAGAGGGUACAGGGGAAUAUGGUUGGGCUAUCAUGAUAAUCCUUGGUAUGAUAUGUUAGGAAAUAAACUUGAUGUAAGCCAUUGGAAGCACGAUUAUCCAAAAAAUGAAAAAUGUGUUGUGUCUUAUCUCCACGAAAAUGGUUUAUUGAAAGACAAAAACUGUGGAGAAAGCCGAAAAGGACUAUGUGUGAAGCAUACUUUAUAUCCAGGCGAAUGUGUUUUUCAUGUGAACGAUAAGUGUUAUUUCCUAACAGACCCUAGAAAGUCGUAUGUCGCUGAGGUAGAAUGUAGGAAUAAGAAUGCAACGCUGGUGAACAUAACAGAUGCCUUACAAUGGGAAAUACUAAGCACCGAAUUACGGUUUGAAAAACAUACCUUUCUGUAA